CGUUACCCAGGAAGUAAAGUCUAGUCAGACCGGACCACAGACAGGCAGUUCUCCACUGUUUUGUCUAGAAAUCAGCUGAGCUCAUUUAGUUUGUGACUGUAGUAUAUUCUUUUUUCAACAUGCUGAUUAAAGUGAAGACUCUCACUGGAAAGGAAAUAGAGAUCGACAUUGAGCCCACAGACAAGGUGGAGCGAAUUAAAGAAAGGGUGGAGGAGAAGGAAGGAAUCCCCCCUCAGCAGCAAAGACUCAUCUACAGCGGAAAACAGAUGAACGAUGAGAAGACAGCGGCAGAUUAUAAGAUCCAAGGAGGCUCGGUGCUGCAUCUUGUGUUGGCGUUAAGAGGAGGAGCGACGACCCACCGGCCCUGCAUACACCCCGCCCCCUCCUCGUCCUGAGUCGCUGUCGUCACGGGCCCAGCCGAGUGCCAACGCUUUAGGUGUCCGUCACCGUCUAACUAUGUCACAGCACAGAGAUCUGAAAAAUCCCAACGCUCCCGACCCGACGCAAAACAAAAAUCAAACAACAAAAGGACGUUUUGAUUCCUUUCUAGAUGUUUUUUGUAACCCUCAUUGGCUUUAUGAAUUCGAUCUGUUCAUGCAGGCACCCACGCAGUACAAGAGACAGUUUGAGAACACUGUGGUCUUUUUUGCUUGUGAAUAAAUGCUGAAGCUGA
Sphaeramia orbicularis (orbiculate cardinalfish) is the source of this 673-nucleotide messenger RNA. It is a transcript of the gene nedd8l, whose product is annotated as NEDD8 ubiquitin like modifier, like. The coding region runs from base 120 to 395 and encodes 91 amino acids. NCBI's taxonomy places the organism in Eukaryota, Metazoa, Chordata, Actinopteri, Kurtiformes, Apogonidae. Gene Ontology annotation, molecular function: protein binding. The record is from RefSeq and is a predicted model, not a curated record. The transcript is spliced from 4 exons.